Molecule: messenger RNA, 3128 nt
Organism: Phacochoerus africanus (Common warthog)
Lineage: Eukaryota; Metazoa; Chordata; Mammalia; Artiodactyla; Suidae
Gene: PCYOX1
Product: prenylcysteine oxidase 1
Exons: 6
Coding region: 66-1595 (509 amino acids)
Biological process (GO): prenylated protein catabolic process; prenylcysteine catabolic process
Molecular function (GO): prenylcysteine oxidase activity
Source: RefSeq, a predicted model, not a curated record
GAGCGCAGGCUCAAAUGCGGGCAGAGCGCCGGGCGCUCUAGUACGACUGCAGCACUGGGAGAACCAUGAAGCCCCUCGCUGGCGGGCUCCCCUGCUUCUUGACUUUCGGGCUGUGGCUGGGGCUGCUACUUCUGUGCAGCUGGGGGUGCCCCGGGAGCGCCGCGCCGCGGUCCCCGCCAGAGAAGAUCGCGGUCAUUGGAGCUGGAAUUGGUGGCACUUCAGCAGCCUAUUAUCUGCGGCAGAAAUUUGGGAAAGAUGUGAAGAUUGAUGUUUUUGAAAAAGGAGAGGUGGGCGGCCGUUUGGCGACCCUGACUAUGCAGGGGCAAGAAUAUGAGUCAGGAGGUUCUAUCAUCCAUCCUUUAAAUCUGCACAUGAAGCGUUUUGUCAAGGACCUGGGUCUCUCUGCUGUUCAGAGCCCUAGUGGCCUAGUGGGGGUGUAUAAUGGAGAGACUCUGGUGUAUGAGGAGAGCAGCUGGUUUAUAAUUAACAUGAUUAAACUGAUUUGGUACUAUGGAUUUCAGUCCCUCCGAAUGCACAUGUGGGUAGAGGAUAUAUUAGACAAGUUCAUGAGGAUCUACCGCUACCAAUCUCAUGACUAUGCCUUCAGUAGUGUAGAAAAGUUACUGCAUUCCCUAGGAGGGGACGACUUCCUUGGAUUAUUUAACCGAUCACUUCUUGAAACCUUGCAGAAAGCAGGCUUCUCUGAGAAAUUCCUAGAUGAAAUUAUAACGCCUGUCAUGAGGGUCAAUUAUGGCCAAACCAUGAACAUCAAUGGCUUUGUGGGAGCCGUGUCAAUGUCCUGUACUGAUCCUGGCCUUUGGGCAGUAAAAGGUGGCAAUAAACUUGUUUGCUCACGGCUCCUCCAGGCUUCCAAAAGCAAUCUUAUAUCAGGCUCAGUAAUGUCCAUAGAGGAGAAAACGAGGACCAAGCAGACAGGAAAUCCUACAAAGGUGUAUGAAGUGGUCUACCAAACCGGACCUGAGAUCCAUUCGGACUUCUAUGACAUCGUCCUAGUGGCCACUCCACUGAAUCAAAAAAUGUCCAAUAUAACUUUUCUUAACUUUGAUCCCCCAAUUGAGGAAUUCCAUCAAUACUAUGAACCUUUAGUGACAACUUUAAUUAAGGGGCAAUUGAAUUCAACUGUCUUUAGCUCUAGACCCUUAGAUGAGUUUGAUCUCAGUACAAUCUUAACCACUGAUAAUCCAGAUUUGUUCAUUAACAGCAUUGGGCUUGUGUCCUCUGUAGAAGAAAGUAAUAAUCCUCAACCAAAAGCGGAGAGGGCACACGUUUGGAAGGUCUUUUCAGCAGGACCUCUUACUAAAGAACAAAUUUUAAAGCUCUUUGUGUCCUAUGAUUAUGCUGUGAAGCAGUCAUGGCUUGCAUACCCUCAUUAUACGCCUCCAGAGAAAUGCCCCUCCAUCAUACUUCAUGAUCAACUUUACUACCUCAACGGCAUCGAGUUUGCAGCAAGUGCCAUGGAAAUGAGUGCCGUUGCAGGUUACAAUGCUGCUCUUCUUGCCUAUCACCGCUGGAAUGGACAUACACACAUGAUUGAUCAAGAGGACUUAUAUGAGAAACUUAAAACUGAGCUAUGAAAUGCGGUUAUCUUUUUUUACCCCCUCUCCUGGUUCCAAGUGGAAUAUCACUGGCAAAAAUAAGAACAUAACCUGAGCAGAUAAUUUUGAAUCAAUAUAUUUUGCCAUUAUCAUUAACAAAAGUAAUCCCAGUGAGACAUAAGAAAAUGCAAGGUUCUAAUUAAGCGUGAAGGCAUAAUUAUGCCAUCUCCAAUAUUUCUUAACUCCUUUUUAAUAUCCAUCAGCAGUGUUUUGCAAACUUGUCUGAUCAUAAGAAUCAUCUGAAGUUUAUUAAACAUGGAUUCUGUAGCUCCUCUGGAGAUUCUGGUUUAAUAGGUCUGGGUUGGGGCCCUUGGGUUUUGAUUAAAACCUUGGAGCAUUAUAAGCUGAGCACUUGAAGACAUCUUUUUGUUGGGGCUAGUUCAUUUGUGCUUCACAGCUGGAUGUGAUCUGCAGUCAGAUAGAUAAAACUAUGGGAGCUGGUACCCUAUACCUGCCUUUAGUAAUUUUAUAUUUUUCAAAGUAAAUAAGCCCAGGCCUGAAGCCUUGAUUUUCAGAAUGUUCUUUUGAUUGCUUCUGUUCUCAUUUGUAUUAGGGCUGAAAUUCAGAAGUCUAGUAGUAUAAACUUAAGAUGUCAUACAAAAAUUUCAAGUAAAAUGAAAAGCAGACUAUUGAUUUAAGGGAAAUUGACGUUCCAUUUUCAAACCCUCACACGAGGAGCUUUUAAAAAUGCUGAUAAAAUACUGACAGAGCCCCACAACAGAAAUUCUGAUUUAAUGGAUUGAGGAUAGGAACUCAGCUUUUUGUAGCUUUUCGUAAGGUGCAGCCUGGGUUGAGAAUCACUGAUUUGGGGGUAUAUGAAGUCUCCAAAGGGUUUUCAGUGCCUUAAAGAUCCCAAGAAACCCAAUCCAUUAUCAAAGCAGAUCCAUAUUGCAAAGCAUUUUCUCUCUCGAAAACUCUAGUAUUAAUCUUGAUAGUAAAAGUAUUGACAGUCUAGAGGCAACCACAUUUAGAGAACCAUUUCUAUAAUUCAGCUCUACAUAGUUGCAAAAAACAUGAGCUUGUCAAAGUUGGUGAUUUAAAAAGAGCUACUGGAGGAAAAUGAACAAAAAUGUAUUCACGUCAACUCUAGUUAAUUUGAUCUCUCCUGCUACUCUUUUGCUGUAAACAUUUCCUAGGAAUAGGAAAUAACAUUCUGCCAUCCAUUUUGUUCUAUUUUACAAGUACUUCACGUAUACAUUGUAUACCAUUCUCUACACUUCUAGAGAAAAUACAACUUGUAGGCAUUUUACCAGACCACAAAAAUAAGCUUUAGCAUUUGCCUGAUAGGUUUCUUAAAGUUGGGUCUAUGAUACGAUCACCUGUUCGCUCUCAUAUAAAUUUGCGCACCACAAAAUUUAUGAACAAGGUGAAUAUAUUAUGGGCAGCAUUAUCACUAUCCUCUACUCCACAAAGACCACAAUCAUUGCAAUGUUUUUCUCCAAAAUUACAUUUCUACCCUUGUAUUCAAAAAUGUGCCUCACUUCUGUUCAAAAUAAAACAAUGACAUUAUUA